AUGUCGAGUGGCCGAGGAAGAGAAUCUGGAGAAGGAUCAUCAUCAAGAACAGUUUCUGCACCAUCUGAUCAGCAGCAACAACCAGCUCAACUGAGCCGGUACGAGUCACAGAAACGGCGAGACUGGAACACCUUUGGACAGUAUUUGAGGAAUCAGAGGCCACCGGUGUUGAUGCCACAGUGCAACUAUAAUCAUGUGUUGGAAUUCCUUAGGUACCUUGAUCAGUUCGGGAAGACAAAGCCUGAACCACCAGGGCCUUGUGUUUGUCCACUUAGGCAAGCUUGGGGAAGCCUUGAUGCACUCAUCGGACGCCUUAGGGCUGCGUACGAGGAGAACGGUGGCUCCCCCGAGACGAACCCUUUCGCCAGUGGGUCUAUACGUUUGUAUCUGCGUGACGUUAGGGACUCUCAGGCUAAGGCACGGGGCAUACCGUAUAAGAAGAAAAAGAAGAAGAAGAUAAAUCAACAGACGGCUAACGAUGAUACCCCGAACUUUCAGAUGCAGUCAUCUUGA
Messenger RNA from Ilex paraguariensis (yerba mate), 513 nucleotides. NCBI's taxonomy places the organism in Eukaryota, Viridiplantae, Streptophyta, Magnoliopsida, Aquifoliales, Aquifoliaceae. The record is from the annotation of a GenBank genome assembly.